UCUAAGAAGAUAAAUUGUAGAAAUAGGCGGGGUGUAUGACUUUGUGGCUGUGGUAACUAGUGACGACCGAGUUGUCAUAAUCGGGAGUGGAUUCAGGGUGAUUCUCCUAUCGUGUCGUACAGAAUAGGAUAGGGGGGGACCAUGGCAUACUUGCGAGGCGCCCCAUCUAAUAUCCAACGCACAGAGAACAUGAAUCGUUCGCGAUUUUUGUACUGAGCCAAGAUACUCUAUUUGUAAAAAAGAAAACCAGGACAUCGGAUUAUUUCUACGCGCACGAUUUUGAUUGAAGCGGUCCAUGAUGGAGCACAUCCGAACGCCAAAGGUAAACCAACCCUAUAUUUCCACUUCCAUCCUAUUCUUUGAGUGUAGGCUACAUUAUGCUCUUCGUAUUGUCCUAUUCCUAAAUGAAAUCGCAUUUCAGUUGCGUCUUCUCAAGAUGUGACAACGUUUCUGAUUCGUGCCAUCCCCCUUCUUAUGUAUCCAAUGGCCCGUACAUGGCCCGUACAUUCAGGAUUCCUGAAAAUGUAACCAUUAUAUUCUCCGCAAUUUAUUUUCCUGGUUAAAGUGUUGCAAAAAGAAACACAAAAAACAUUGCUCACAUUAUGGCAUGCCUAUAAAUCUUGACAUUAGAAUUUGCACAAUCCGUUUCAUUCUUGUCCUGGCUUCUUGACGUUUAUUCUAGUCUGCCGGGGGCAUUUCUCCUAUGUGGUUUCUAGUAUAAAGGCAAUAGGCCUCAAUAAGGACACAUUGUUACAGACUCCUGCUGUAGGUUACUUCCAUUAAACAGUUAUAGUAUUCCAGAAUCUGACAUUCAUAUCUACAAUGACAACAUGUGUAAACAUUGAGUUCUAGAAUGACCUUGGUUUUUUGAGAUAUGCCUCCACCAAUACAGUCAGUCACACACUUCAGUACAUUAUAGCCUACAGAUAGGAUUACAUUCCGUUUUGACCCCAUUUAUACUUGUGUGUGUGUUUUUGUGUCUGUGGCCCUAUAGGUGGAGAAUGUCCGCCUGAUUGACCGUAUGGCACCCAGGAAAGCCACGUUGGGGACGCUGUACCUCUCCGCCACACACACCAUCUUCGUGGAGAACAACCCAGAGACACGCAGAGAGACUUGGGUAGGAACUAGGAAGUGAAACCAGUUGUUUCAACAGACCCCAUUCUGACACAACACUUAUCACAAGUCAUCUGGCCUGACACUGUUCUGACACAAUCCCACUAUCUGCCCUGUGUGGCUUCCUUCCUGCCUUCUCAGAAAGAUCCCAUUGAUUCGCUCUUGCACUUUGGAGACACUGGAAUCACCUCAAAUCAAUGGACCGCAUCCAAUACAUUUAUUAUUUAAUGGAUAUCUCCUUCAUACACAUGAUGUGAGAUUUGUCGAGGUAUUUAGGCCUACUGAAGUGAACAGGAGUGGAACCCUUUUCUCAGGGCCGGAUUCCCGAACGGGCACAGAGCCCCCCCCCCCCCCUUUUAUGGUUGGGGCCCCCCUGGAGGUCGGGGGCCCCCAGAUAGCAUAUGAUAGCAACAUUUGUAGAAUAACAGGACAUUUGCUUUAAAAUCUUCUAAAUUGUCUCUCAGCCUCAUGGAAAAAUGUGUAGAAUAGCAGGAAAUGAGCUUUAAAACUGAAAAACAAAUCCCCAGCCUCAUGGCAAAAUGUGAACAAAAGCAUGAUGAGCUAAAACUACACAUCUUCUUCCCAGCCACAUGCCAAAAAAGUGUCGAAUUGCAGGAAAUUUGCUUUAAAACUGCAACAUGUUCUCUUAGCCUCAUGACAGAAUGUGUAGAAUAGCAUUAUAAAACUGGACAUUUCUCGCUCUGCACUUUGGCAAAAUGUGUUGAAAUGCAGGAAGUUAGCUGAUUUCCCCCCCAAAAUAAAAAAUCUUACUAUAUACAGUGGGGAGAACAAGUAUUUGAUACACUGCCGAUCUUGCAGGUUUUCCUACUUACAAAGCAUGUAGAGGUCUGUAAUUUUUAUCAUAGGUACACUUCAACUGUAAGAGACGGAAUCUAAAACAAAAAUCCAGAAAAUCACAUUGUAUGAUUUUUAAGUAAUUAAUUUGCAUUUUAUUGCAUGACAUAAGUAUUUGAUACAUCAGAAAAGCAGAACUUAAUAUUUGGUACAGAAACCUUUGUUUGCAAUUACAGAGAUCAUACAUUUCCUGUAGAUCUUGACCAGGUUUGCACACACUGCAGCAGGGAUUUUGGCCCACUCCUCCAUACAGACCUUCUCCAGAUCCUUCAGGUUUCGGGGCUGUCGCUGGGCAAUACGGACUUUCAGCUCCCUCCAAAGAUUUUGUUAUUGGGUUCAGGUCUGGAGACUGGCUAGGCCACUCCAGGACCAUGAGAUGCUUCUUACGGAGCCACUCCUUAGUUGCCCUGGCUGUAUGUUUCGGGUCGUUGUCAUGCUGGAAGACCCAGCCUUGACCCAUCUUCAAUGCUCUUACUGAGGGAAGGAGGUUGUUGGCCAAGAUCUCGCGAUACAUGGCCCCAUCCAUCCUCCCCUCAAUACGGUGCAGUCGUCCUGUCCCCUUUGCAGAAAAGCAUCCCCAAAGAAUGAUGUUUCCACCUCCAUGCUUCACGGUUGGGAUGGUGUUCUUGGGGUUGUACUCAUCCUUCUUCUUCCUCCAAACACGGCAAGUGGAGUUUAGACCAAAAAGCUCUAUUUUUGUCUCAUCAGACCACAUGACCUUCUCCCAUUCCUCCUCUGGAUCAUCCAGAUGGUCAUUGGCAAACUUCAGACGGGCCUGGACAUGCGCUGGCUUGAGCAGGGGGACCUUGCAUGCGCUGCAGGAUUUUAAUCCAUGACGGCGUAGUGUGUUACUAAUGGUUUUCUUUGAGACUGUGGUCCCAGCUCUCUUCAGGUCAUUGACCAGGUCCUGCCGUGUAGUUCUCGGCUGAUCCCUCACCUUCCUCAUGAUCAUUGAUGCCCCACGAGGUGAGAUCAUGCAUGGAGCCCCAGACCGAGGGUGAUUGACCAUCAUCUUGAACUUCUUCCAUUUUCUAAUAAUUGCGCCAACAGUUGUUGCCUCGUAUUAUUUCGCUUGUUAUGUGCCUUCUCACCAAGCUGCUUGCCUAUUGUCCUGUAGCCCAUCCCAGCCUUGUGCAGGUCUACAAUUUUAUCCCUGAUGUCCUUACACAGCUCUCUGGUCUUGGCCAUUGUGGAGAGGUUGGAGUCUGUUUGAUUGAGUGUGUGGACAGGUGUCUUUUAUACAGGUAACGAGUUCAAACAGGUGCAGUUAAUAUAGGUAAUGAGUGGAGAACAGGAGGGCUUCUUAAAGAAAAACUAACAGGUCUGUGAGAGCCGGAAUUCUUACUGGUUGGUAGGUGAUCAAAUACUUAUGUCAUGUAAUAAAAUGCAAAUUAAUUACUUAAAAAUCAUACAAUGUGAUUUUCUGGAUUUUUGUUUUAGAUUCCGUCUCUCACAGUUGAAGUGUACCUAUGAUAAAAAUUACAGACCUCUACAUGCUUUGUAAGUAGGAAAACCUGCAAAAUCGGCAUAGUUGUUCUCCCCACUGUAUAUAUAUAUACUGCCAGUCAAAAGUUUGGACACACCUACUCAUUCAAGGGUUUUUCUUUAUUUUUUAUUAUUUUCUACAUUGUAGAAUAAUAGUGAAGACAUCAAAACUCUGACAUAACACAUGGAAUCAUGUAGUAACCAACAAAGUGUUAAACAAAUCAAAAUAUAUUUUAGAUUCUUCAAAGUAGCCACCCUUUGCGUUGAUGACAGCUUUGCAUUACUUUAAGACAUGAAGGUCAGUGCCCUGAGUCCCCAAAUGCGGAUCAAUAAUGGACAGCAGACAUUAUUACAUCAUUAUUAGUUAUUUAGUGUUAUGAUAAGCAAUGCAUUCAAUAACUGUCAAAUUCCAUUUUUACUAAACUAUAGUUAUUUAGUGAUUUGGUAAACUAGCCUACCCUUCCACUUCCAGAAUUCAAAUGUUUUCAACUUAGCAAUAGAUGUCACUGUGACAGCCGGCCCCCUUACCAUUGGCCCUAACCCUUCGAUGUUUGCAGAUCUGAAGGAUCUGGAUAGGUAUAAGCAGUGUAGUGGUAGAGCUUCCACCAUAUUGCCACCUUACAGAUCUGCAAACGUCGAAGGGUUAGUUGGGGCCAAGGGGAGGGGAGCGAAUUGGGACCGGCUGUGAGAGUUCUCGGUUGUCAUUGCCAGGUGCUCCACAGCAUGGUGGCCAGUGUGGAGCGGCCGCCCACCACCCCUUCAGGAAGCCACCUGGUCGUCCGCACUAAGAACUUCCAGGUGGUUCAGCUGCUCAUCCCCCAGGAGAGGGACGCCAUGGAUGUCCAGGCCUCACUCGCACGCCUCUCCCGCCCAGGUGAGAGAGACUAUCACCUCUUAGAACCCAUUCACCUGGAUCCUGUUCAGUUGGGAGAAAACCUUUUGAAUUGGAAUGGAACAAGGAGGUACUGCCAGCAGCAUACCACCUGGCAUCCCACUGCUGGCUUGCCUCUGAAGCUAAGCAGGGUUGGUCCUGAGUGGGAGACCAGGUGCUGCUGGAAGUGGUGUUGUAGACCCACUAGGAGGCACUCUUUCCUCUGGUAAAAUAAAUACAUAUAUAAAUAUCCCAGGGCAGUGAUUGGGGACAUUGCGUGGUGUAGUGGUUAAAUUAAUCUGAGUUGUGUUGUGGUUAAAUGAAUCAGAAUUGUGUUGUGGUUAAAUUAAUCUAAAUCGUUUAUUGUGUAGUAGUUAAAUGAAUCUGAAUCAUUUAUUGGGUAGUGGUUAAAUGAAUCUGCAUAAUUUAUUUGUAGUGUUUAAAUGAAUCUGAAUCAUGUAUUUUGUAGUACUUAAAUGAAUCUGAAUAAUUUAUUGUGUCGUGGUUAAAUUCAUCUGAAUCAUUUAUUGUGUAGUGGUUAAACGAAUCUGAAUCAUAGUAUGAUCCUUUGAUAGACUGCUGUAGUGUUUCUCUGUUGUCCAAAAGAGAUUUACGGCAAGCUCUACUCCUUGUCCUUCAAUACAAUCCCAACAUGAUUUUAUCUGAUUUAUCAAAUAUGAUCAUUUGUUUAACCCAGAGAAAUAUAGCGAGCUCUACUGCUUGUCCAUCAAUCCCAACGCCAACAAGGAGGAGCGGGAAGAGUCCUGGAGGUUCCUAGACCUGCAGGCGGACUACAGACGCAUGGGCGUGCCCAACAACCUCUGGGUCAGCACACCAGCCAACAGCGAGUACAGGGUUAGUAGUAUUACACUCCUCUUCUGAUUAUAAACACUAUAGUCCUAAUCAGAUAGUGAGGACAGGGUUAGCACAGUCCUCUUCUGAUUAUAAACACUAUAGUCCUAAUCAGAUAGUGAGGACAGGGUUAGUAGUAUUACCGUCCUCUUCUGAUUAUAAACACUAUAGUCCUAAUCAGAUAGUGAGUACAGGGUUAGUAGUAUUACCGUCCUCUUCUGAUUAUAAACACUAUAGUCCUAAUCAGAUAGUGAGUACAGGGUUAGUAGUAUUACCGUCCUCUUCUGAUUUUAAACACUAUAGUCCUAAUCAGAUAGUGAGGACAGGGUUAGUACAGUCCUCUUCUGAUUUUUAAACACUAUAGUCCUAAUCAGAUAGUGAGUACAGGGUUAGUAGUAUUACCGUCCUCUUCUGAUUUUAAACACUAUAGUCCUAAUCAGAUAGUGAGGACAGGGUUAGUACAGUCCUCUUCUGAUUUUAAACACUAUAGUCCUAAUCAGAUAGUUAGUACAGUCCUCUUCUGAUUUUAAACACUAUAGUCCUAAUCAGAUAGUGAGUACAGGGUUAGUACAGUCCUCUUCUGAUUUUAAACACUAUAGUCCUAAUCAGAUAGUGAGUACAGGGUUAGUACAGUCCUCUUCAGAUUUGUCUGGUUUUGAUAGAGUAUUGAGUUAGUUAUAGUCCUUAUCUGAUGUUGAGUACUGGGUUUGUUCAGUCUGGGUCUGAUGUUGACUACUGGGUUAGUAGCAGGGGUUGGAACUGCAAUUAUUUUCCAAUCGUUUUGUUCUGAACAGAAUCACACAUUUUUUUUGUUUCAUUCCACUGUUCCGACCAGCAAAAUAAAAGUUCUGAACAGGUUCGAAACCAAAAAAAGUACCAGUUUAUAUAGUUCCUUUUUUAACCUGUGAAAUCAACAGUUUUUUUUACAUUUAGCUCAUUCAAUUACUUCACCAAUCAGUGUGGAUAGAGCAGGCAAGCUAGUUGUUUACAUGCGUGAUGGACAGACAAGUAUAGCCUAUGGCGCAACAUGUGACUGACAUUUUGCGGGUGGGGAGAGAGCGAGAGAGGGUUGAGGAGGAGGCUUGAAGCGCUGUGCAUCUUGUUAUGACAUGCAUUAUCUGUAUUAGGUCCACAGAAUAGGAGGAUCAGCUUCUAUUGAUGAACGUUGAAUGUCCUUUGAGCUAGCUAGCUAACAAGCUUGUGUGUGCAGAGUGGCAACAGAAUUAAAAACACGUCUUACCUUUUUGUAGUUAAUAAAUCCAACGUGAAAUGUGAUAACUAGGCCUAUAGUAUCCUUAACUAGCAUUGAAUAAGUUCAUCCAUUCUUCUCUAGCUAAUUAAAAAUCUCUCUCCCGAUGUUCUGAAUCACGCUUGUAACGUCAGUACAGUAGCCUAUGCUUCGGAGGGGGGAGGGGCAGGGAGUCAAAGGCAACGUUUUUCAGUUUGCAGGCAGACACUGAAAUACAUUUCAGAGUGACAGAGUGAGGGCUUUGCAUAGGCAUUUUGUUGUGGGACUAGAAACAAAUGCCUGGAACAUAAAAUAACGUUAUUAACCGGUUCCCAUGCUUUUAAAGUAACAAUUCUGUUCCGGAACAGUUGGGUUCACUUUCGUUCCAGGUUCCGUUUCUGUUCCUUGACAUUUUUUUUUGCUCUUUUCCGGUUUUCUGUUCUGUGCCGUGAACCAGUUCCAACUGCUGGUUAGUAAGAUAGACCUCCUCUUCUAAAGACUCUUCCUCUCUCUGCCUGCAGGUGUGUGACACGUACCCAUCAGAGCUGUUUGUGCCAAAGUCGGCCACACCUCCCGUCAUCGUUGGGAGCUCUAAAUUCCGGAGCCGAGGGCGUUUACCCGUCCUGACGUACUUCCACCAGGAUACCCUAGUGAGUGGAUGAGGCAUACUAUCUGGGUCAAUGGUGUGGGUUGACUCUGGAGAACAGUUUUAUGUUAUUGUUUAAUUUAGGUGAUUCGUCAUGUUUAAUUCUUAUAUCUGAACCAGUCAUUGGUCUGAAUAUUGUGUUUUCCGUUUUAACAUUUCAAAUGACUUUCAUGACUGUUUAAAUGUGAGCUUUUGCUUGGCAUGCCAAGACACAGGUAGGAUACUUGCACUGUACGAGUAGUAUUAAACACCACCUCCUACUCUGAGUUGGAUGUCAUCACCGGUCACCUCAGCGUCUGACCUCUGCUCCCUGACCCCUUCUCUCCCAGGCUGCUAUCUGCCGCUGCAGUCAGCCCCUGUCCGGCUUCAGUGCUCGCUCCCAGGAGGAUGAACAAAUGCUGCAGGCCAUCAUGAAGUCCAACCCGGGCAGUGACUACAUCUACGUGGUGGACACAAGGCCAAAGGUCAGAGGUCACCAUAGAUAGACUCUGGGGUCAGGUAGUGUUGAUAUUUUUUUAUUUUUUUUUAUUUCACCUUUAUUUAACCAGGUAAGCCAGUUGAGAACAGGUUCUCAUUUACAACUGCGACCUGGCCAAGAUAAAGCAAAGUAGUGCAAUAAAAAACAACACAGAGUUACAUAUGGGGUAAAAAACAUAAAGUCAGAAAUACAACAGAAAAUAUAUAUACAGUGUGUGCAAAUGUAGCAUACUGUAAGGUCAAUGGGGGAGUGAUGGUAGAUGAAUGGCGUUUCCUUUUCCUUGAAGCCUCCUUGACUUGGGUGGACAUCUGAUCCAUCCACCGUCCAUGUGCUGGCUCUCAGACUGUAGUCUCUCUCCAGGCUUUGUCGAUUAAAGCUGAAUAUCAAUGGGCGGCAGGUAGCCUAGCGGUUCAAAAGCGUUGGGCCAGUAACCGAAAGGUCGCUGGUGCGAACCCCCGAGCCAACUAGGUGAAAAAUCUGUCGAUGUGCCCUUGAGCAAGACACUUAACCCUAAUGGCUCCUGGAAGUCGCUCUGGAUAAGAGCGCCUGCUAAAUGACUAAAAUGUAAUGAUGUCUUCAACAGUACGUAUUUGACUGUAUUGUGUUAUAAUGAUGAAUCAUCUCUCUCCAGUUGAAUGCGAUGGCCAACCGGGCGGCUGGGAAAGGCUAUGAGAAUGAGGACCACUACACCAACGUCAAGCUGCAGUUCAUCGGCAUCGAGAACAUCCAUGUGAUGAGGAACAGCCAGCAGAAGAUCAUUGACGGUAAUGAGUUCCUCUUUCCCCUUCUUUUCCAACCAUGGGGCGACGUUCUGCUAAACAUGUCUUGUAUGACAUUCACAUUCAGUAUUCCUACUCAGUUCAUGCUCAAAGUUGUCCAGAUUCAUGCAUUCCUUUGGGUUGGUUUGUGAAUGUCCCACAUGUACAGUACCAGUCAAAAAGUUGGACACACCUACUCAUUCAAGGGUUUUUCUUUAUUUUUUACAUUGUAGAAUAAUAGUGAAGACAUCAAAACUAUUAAAUAACACAUAUGGAAUCAUGUAGUAACCCAAAAAGUGUUAAACAAAUCAAAAUAUAUUUUACAUUUAGAUUCUUCAAAGUAGCCACCCUUUGCCUAAAUGACAGUGUUGCACACUCUUAGCAUUCUCUCAACCAGCUUCACCUGGAAUAUUUUUCCAACAGUCUUGAAGGAGUUCCCACAUAUGCUGAGCACUUGUUGGCUGCUUUUUCUUCAUUCUGCGGUCCAACUCAUCCCGAACCAUCUCAAUUGGGUUGAGGUCGGUUGAUUGUGGAGGCCAGGUCAUUUGAUGCAGCACUCCAUCGCUCUCCUUCUUGGUCAAAUAGCCCCUGCACAGCCUGGAGGUGUGUUGGGUCAUUGUCCUGUUGAAAAAGAAAUGAUAGUCCCACUAAGCGCAAACCAGAUGGGAUGGCGUAUCGCUGCAGAAUGCUGUGGUAGCCAUGCUGGUUAACUGUGCCUUGAAUUACAGCAAAGCACCCCCACACCAUCACACCUCCUCCUCCAUGCUUCACAGUGGGAACCACACAUGCGGAGAUCAUCCGUUCACCUACUCUGCGUCUCACAAAGACACGGCGGUUGGAACCAAAAAUCACAAAUUUGGACUCAUCAGACCAAAGGACAGAUUUCCACCGGUCUAAUGUCCAUUGCUCGUGUUUCUUGGCCCAAGCAAGUCUUUUCUUAUUAUUGCUGUCCUUUAGUAGUGGUUUCUUUUCAGCAAUUCGACCAUGAAGGCCUGAUUCAUACAGUCUCCUCUGAACAGUUGAUGUUGAGAUGUGUCUGUUACUUGAACUCUGUGAAGCAUUUAUUUGGGUUGCAAUUCCUGAGGCUGGUAACUCUAAUUAACGUAUCCUCUGCAGCAGAGGUAACUCUGGGUCUUCCUUUCCUGUGGUGGUCCUGUGGUGGUCCUCAUAGCGCUUGAUGGUUUUUGUGACUGCACUUGAAGAAACUUUCAAAGUUCUUGACAUUUUCCAGAUUGACUGACCUUCAUGUCUUAAAGUAAUGAUGGACUGUCGUUUCUCUUUGCUUAUUUGAGCUGUGCUUGCCAUAAUAUGGACUUGGUCUUUUACCAAAUAGGGCUAUCUUCUGGAUACCACUCCUACCUUGUCACAACACAACUGAUUGGCUCAAACGCAUUGACAAGGAAAGAAAUUCCACAAAUUAACUUUUAACAAGGCACACCUGUUAAUUGAAAUGCAUUCCAGGUGACUACCUCAUGAAGCUGGUUGAGAGAAUGCCAAGAGUGUGCAAAGCUGUCAUCAAGGCAAAGGGUGGCUACUUUGAAGAACCUUAAAUAUAAAAUAUAUUUUGAUUUGUUUAACACUUUUUUUGGUUACUACAUGAUUCCAUAUGUGUUAUUUCAUAGUUUUGAUGUCUUCACUAUUAUUAUACAAUGUAGAAAAUAGGACAAAUAAAGAAAAACCCUGGAAUGAGUAGGUGUGUCCAAACCUUUGACUGAUAUUGUAUGUGUGUGUGUUUUAAGAUGUGUGUAUGCAUGACUGACUGCCCUCUCUUCCUGUGUUGACCCUAUAGUGGGCGAGCUCAAGACGCCCUCCAUGGGCGACUUCCUGUGGGGGCUGGAGAGCUCUGGUUGGUUGAAGCACAUCAAAGCCGUGCUGGACACAGGCGUCUUCAUCGCCAAGGUGAUACACACGGGGCAGGGAGCGCGAGCACACACACACACACACACACACACACAUAUACAAUGGGUAUCAAUUACAUCCUAUGCUGUCUUUCAUACUGUGAUCUGUGUGUAGGCGGUGGCGGAGGAGGGUAUCAGUGUGGUGGUCCACUGUUCGGACGGUUGGGACAGGACAGCCCAAGCCUGUUCUGUAGCCAGUGUACUCCUGGACCCUUACUACAGGACUAUGAAGGGACUCAUGGUAAGGCUUUAUCUUCCGUUCAUCACACACUAUCUGCAGUCUACGUAAUGGCACAUACAGACCUGUCUGUCUUCUACUGUGAUCCAAUCCAGAUAAAUAGUUAGCAUACGUGGGGCCAGUUUUCCGGACCGUGGAGUCUCCAUGAAGUAUGCGUUUUAGUCCUGGACUAGACAUCAUCUGUAUCUAGAAAGAUAGAAUAUCUUCCUCCUGUCUCCUGUCUUGUAGCUGCUGAUCGAGAGGGACUGGGUGUCGUUCGGCCACAAGUUCUCACACAGGUCAGUAGUCCGUCCCACACGUUUGUCUUAGAACCCAAUUCCUAACUCUACUGUUUUGUAGAAUGAAGAUCCCUGCAGUGCCAUGCAUUUCACCUUCUCAAGUAGAGUCCUUCAUCAGAAAGAGAAGUGCAUUUGUCACAGAUAUCAUACGGCGUGUCCAACCUACGCACCGUGUCCGCCACGAGCGCUUUCAGAUCCUCUCACCAUGUGUCCGCCAUGUGUGCUGCACUCAGGUCAGAUCAUAACCCCUGUGAAAUUCAGCCACUUUAGCAGCGACUGUCUGUCUCAGAUUUCAGUUAGGAUUGGUGAAGAGUUAUUUCACGUCUUUGAGGUGUUCCACUCCAGUCUUUGCAUGCUCUCUUAUCAGUUGAAGCCAUUGGCUAGAUUAAAAAGAUAACUGACCUUGAUUCAGUUGCCUAGAGGCAUUACUGUUUAACCAGUGGGUCAUAAAAUUGCCAUGACAACUCCCCAGGAUUACCUAUUAGUUGUUUAAAUCUGUUUAAAGGGGCAAUCAGCAGUUGCUACAUCCAUUUUUGGACUUUGAUAUGUACCCAUUGAUUCUUUAAGAAUAUAACUUAUAAAUGCUUCUUAAACUUAGUUCAACUGUCGUACCCCAUCAUAAUUCAAAAUAUAAGCUUGUUUUACUUCAAUGUUUGUAAACAAAGAAAAUGUAAACAAACAUUAUAUAGCCUCAAAACAUGGUUCAAACUAUAAUUUUGAUAUCAUGGAUGGUCACUCCUUUGCAUACAUAGCCCUGUCUAUGAAUUUGAGAGGGGUUACAACCCUCAGCUUUUCACCAAACCAGGGGCAGGGAGUCCGUUUUGUUAUUGUUUCUACUGCUGAUUGCCCCUUUAAACUCCUUAUGAACGUGUUAUAAACUGCAGUCUUUCCGUCUCUGCAGGUACAACCAUCUGGAAGGUGAUCCUAAGGAGGUGUCCCCGGUGAUAGACCAGUUCCUGGAGUCUGUGUGGCAGCUGUCAGAGCAGUUCCCCUGUGCCUUUGAGUUCAACGAGCGCUUCCUGGUCCAGCUGCACAGACACGUCUACUCCUGCCAGUACGGCAACUUCCUGGGCAACAGCCAGAAGGAGAGGAGGGACAUGGGGUGAGACUGAGGGUGCCAAUGUGAUGGAGGUAGUUCAGUGAACCAUGCUUGUGUUACACGAGUAACCUUGCCUGAGGCGUGAAUACUUGUGUUAGCUCAGCGGGCUAACAACCUUGUGGUUCAUAAGGCCGCUACAAACCUAUUCCAUGCAGGUCUCUGCCUUUCCUAUAGCAAGCUCUUCUGUACUGUAACUCCCCUCUCAUGUAUCACAUCUGUUGUGGUUUUCUCCAUCGAUGGUCAGGCUCCGUGAGAGGACUCACUCCCUGUGGCCCCAGCUCUGGAAGGACAGAGCACAGUACGCCAACCCCCUGUACAGGGCCGACCACACCCAGACUCAGGGGAUGCUACGGCCCAACACCACCCCGUACUGCUUCAAGUGAGUUACUGCACCCUCUAAUAGUCCAAUAGUCAAAAAGAUAGAAGGACUGGGACACCGGAUGGUUUUGAUUUACUUUGUGUCUUUGGGUACAUCUGAGCCGAAGGGUUGUGGGUUAAAACCGUAAAAUCCAUCAGAUAUGGUAUGGUUUAUAUCCAGUGUUUGUUCAAUAGUUGUAGAACGGUUUAAAUCCAGAGUGUUUGUUCAAUAGGGCGGCAUGUAGCUUAGUGGUUAAGAGCAUUGUGCCAGUAGCCGAAAGGUUGCUGGUUCUAAUCCCUGAGCCGACUAGGUGAAAAAUCUGUCUGUGUCCUUGAGCCAGGCACUUAACCCUAAUUGCUCCUGUAAGUCGCUCUGGAUAAGAGCAUCUGCUAAAUGACAAAAAAAAAAAUGUUUUAGUACGGUUUAGAUCCAGAGUGUUUGUUCAAUAGUUGUAGUACGGUGUAUCUUGUCUCCAAGGAUGUGGAAGGGCAUGUAUAACCGUGUGGAGAAGAGCGCACCCCCGCGCCAGACGCCCGUCGACUUACUGACAGUCGUGAGGGAGGAGACUCAGCAGCUGGAGGAGGAGCUGACCAAUCACCAGGAGGUAGCACCGGGAGGGACGGCCCACCCGGGCACCAAACAAGGCAUACAGACACGCUCGCGUAACGCUCCCAAUGAACGCUGCUCUUUAAGGCGAAUUUACACGUUUAUCAAUGUAUUAUUAUAAUUAUUUAUUAUUAUAAUUAUCAUUAUGCAUUAUUAUUAACUCAUUUGUGCUGUUUUAACAAAUAUAUCGUUGGGUUUUACAGGGGAGGGGGCAAACACCAUCAAGUCAAAGAUAAGUUGAAGAGAAUGUGUCUCAAAGAGGGGCGUUCAACAGGAGGGUUUCCGUUACAUGUACAGUAGUCUGCUUGUAGUCUAUAGACAUAGUGAUUUAUUCCUAUUCUAUCCCAGACUUACUGGUAAAAUGUGUAUUAUUCUUCCAGAGGAUUGCAGCCCUGAUGAAGGGGGAUCAAACUAAGGGGAACACGGGUCAGAGGAAGACCAACAAAGUGUAUGAGGAAGAGUGCAGGCCAGGUGGUCCUCCCACUGGAGAUGGCCCCGUCAGCAGCCCCCCUCAGGACUAUUGUCCCUCCCGGAGGGGGCCCCCGGGCCCGGCUAUGACCCUGCCCCUGGGCCCCCCCAAGGGCCCUGACCCCGACGACCUCUCCUCGGCUUGCAGCGACAUGGAAUCGGGCGUGGCCGACCUCAGCAGCCGCUCCUCCAGUGGCGGCGACGACAGCAGGGACCCCGACGAGGCCGUCUACUGCGCGACCUGAGCGAAAAUGGCAAUCAAUGAUGGGUUGAAGAGGGGCUUGUCGGGGGGUUGCCUUGUUGACUAGGGCACUUUGCAUUGACAAUUGAAUAUCAGAGGUUUCUGUUUUGAUGGGGCCAAUUUGACUGGAUUUUACUUGGGAUUAUUUUGUUUUCUGUGUAGUUAGUAUCGGAGCACAAUGUGAGAGCCUUCCGGGUAUUGUGGUAACACUGGGUAGCCAUAGUGGAUGUAUGAAUACUAGUGCAAAAUGUGAACAAAAAUAUUCCAGGACCAAACGUUUACAGCAAAAAUAUUUUGUCUUAAGCUAUUAUGUUUUGAGUUACGAUGUACUGUACAUCAUUUUAAAUCAGGAACAAAUUGUUUUACAUUUGUUUGUACAGUAGUAGGACUACCCCUUGAUAACCAAACUAUCAGAAGCAUCCGAAAUCCAUUUGUCCAUUCUGUAGUCUGAACAAGCAUAUAGGCUACAAUGUUUCCCAGUAUACCAUGGUCGUAAUUCAGGAGGCAAAAAAACUGAACAAAACGGUCAGAAAUGCUGUUGCAAAACGUUUCACUACGUUCUGCACUAAUUAACACAACCCAGAUAACACGGUCAAACAUGGCACAUGUUUUUGGAACAUUAUCACCACCCAAUCUAGUUUUAUGUUUACUGUCUCGUUCCGAUAACCUGCCUUCUCACACAAAUGAAGAAACACUGCACUUCUCAACUAGCCUGGAUGAACAGAGAUGUCAGUGUUGCCAUGACUAGGCUUUUAUUUGGUCUUGAAAUAAAAUGAAAGUUGCUGCUUAUUAGUAAUGAAUCGAGAGAUAUACUCUUUCCUUUGGAAAGCCCAUUGAACGAUGGUAACUUUUUUGGAUGGUUAUUCCCAUUGAUGUGUAUAUUUAACUGUGUAUACGAGUGCAUUCACUAGCGCUGUAGUAUGUACACUUAGGAUACAUUAGAAACUUUGUUCCAAUCUCAACACCAGCGCACCACUUAGAAUGCAUGGCCAACACAUUGGUUCAAUCUGAAUGGUAUGUGGUUGUGGAUAUUGUAGCAUUAGUUAGCCUGAGUGCCAUUCUGUUUCUGCCCGCUUGCCAACUGCCUAUAGACGGGUUAGCUGACAACCGCACGAAAACGAGGCGCGCGCUUCAAAGGGGCAGAAAGCCGUGUGUUGUAUGGUUCUGGAUGGCCAGAUAGC
Messenger RNA from Coregonus sp. 'balchen', 14653 nucleotides. The record is from the annotation of a GenBank genome assembly. Lineage: Eukaryota; Metazoa; Chordata; Actinopteri; Salmoniformes; Salmonidae.